Messenger RNA from Pichia membranifaciens NRRL Y-2026, 618 nucleotides. RefSeq lists its product as hypothetical. NCBI's taxonomy places the organism in Eukaryota, Fungi, Ascomycota, Pichiomycetes, Pichiales, Pichiaceae. The coding region runs from base 1 to 618 and encodes 205 amino acids. Gene Ontology annotation, biological process: proteasome-mediated ubiquitin-dependent protein catabolic process. The record is from RefSeq and is a predicted model, not a curated record. Gene Ontology annotation, cellular component: proteasome core complex; proteasome core complex, beta-subunit complex. The transcript has a single exon.
AUGUCGGACCCUUCUUCAAUCAACGGUGGUACCGCAGUGGCCAUGGUGGGCAAGGACUGCAUUGCGAUUGCCUCGGACAUGCGUUUGGGCUCACAGUCGCUCGGUGUGUCGAACAACUUCGAGAAGAUCUUUAACUACGACCACGUUUUCUUCGGGCUCACGGGCCUAGCGUCGGACGUGAUCACCGUGAACGAGAACUUCCGGACCAAGACGAACCUAUACAAGAUGCGUGAGGAACGCAACAUUGAGCCGGAGAAGUUCGCCAACUUGGUGAGCUCGAGCUUGUACGAGCGCAGAUUCGGGCCGUGGUUCGUUGGCCCCAUUGUGGCCGGGCUCAACUCCAAAACGGGGAAGCCUUUCAUCUGCGGGUUUGACUCGAUCGGCUGCAUCGACUUCGCCAAAGACUUCGUUGUUUCCGGAACCGCCUCGGACCAGUUAUUCGGUAUGUGCGAGACGUUGUACGAGCCAAACCUCGAGCCAGAGGACCUCUUUGAGUGCAUCUCGCAGGCGUUGUUGAACGCCGCUGACAGAGAUGCGUUGAGUGGUUGGGGUGCUGUUGUGUACAUAGUGACGAAGGACAAGGUGGUGAAACGAUACUUGAAGUCUAGACAGGACUGA